Glycine soja is the source of this 1691-nucleotide messenger RNA. Its product is annotated as cytochrome P450 83B1-like. NCBI's taxonomy places the organism in Eukaryota, Viridiplantae, Streptophyta, Magnoliopsida, Fabales, Fabaceae. The record is from RefSeq and is a predicted model, not a curated record. The transcript is spliced from 3 exons. Bases 86 to 1591 code for a protein of 501 amino acids. Gene Ontology annotation, molecular function: monooxygenase activity; oxidoreductase activity, acting on paired donors, with incorporation or reduction of molecular oxygen; heme binding.
UUUCACUCAAGACCAAAAAAACAUAUGUCCCUAUAUAGGGUGGUAUAACUCUUUUCUUCCACCUCUUGGUUAUAGCUAGGCCACAAUGGUGUCACUGCCACUUCUAAUUAUAUGCCUUACUCUUCCCUUGCUUUUGCUAUUCUUCUUCCAAAACAGCAGAACAAUCAAGAAGCCACCCUUUCCACCUGGUCCUAGAGGCCUUCCCAUAAUAGGGAAUCUUCAUCAGUUGAAUAAUUCAGCUCUUCAUCUGCAACUAUGGCAGCUUUCAAAGAAAUACGGGCCUCUAUUCUCCCUUCAAUUAGGUUUAAGGCAAGCCAUUGUUGUUUCCUCAGCUAAAGUAGCCAAAGAGCUAUUAAAAGACCAUGACCUUGAGGUUAGUGGACGAUCUAAAUUACUUAGCCAGCAGAAAUUGUCCUACAAUGGGUUAGAGAUUAUAUUUUCCGCAUAUGGUGAGUUUUGGAGAGAAAUUAGAAAAAUUUGUGUUGUUCAUGUCCUUAGCUCCAGGCGUGUCUCAAUGUUUUCCUCAAUGAGAGAAUUUGAGAUCAAGCAAAUGAUUAGAACAAUAUCCUUGCACGCCUCAUCUUCAAAAGUUACAAAUUUGAAUGAAUUGCUAAUGUCUCUUACUAGCACUAUUAUAUGUAGAAUUGCCUUUGGGAGAAGCUAUGAAGAUGAAGGAACCGAAAGGAGUAGGUUCCAUCGGAUGCUCAAUGAGUGUCAGGCUUUGAUGAGUACCCUCUUUGUCUCAGAUUAUAUUCCUUUCUUAUGUUGGAUUGAUAAACUGAGGGGACUACUGCAUGCACGUCGUGAACGGAAUUUCAAGGUGUUGAAUGAGUUCUACCAAGAAGUCAUUGAUGAACACAUGAAUCCUAAUAGAAAGACUCCAGAGAACGAGGAUAUAGUAGAUGUGUUACUCCAACUGAAGAAGCAGCGUUCAUUUUUCGUAGAUCUCUCAAAUGAUCACAUCAAAGCGGUGCUUAUGGACAUGCUUGUAGGAGCAACGGAUACAGCUACAGCCAUGACAGUGUGGGCUAUGACUGCACUACUGAAAAAUCCAAGAGUAAUGAAGAAAGUUCAAGAAGAGAUUAGGAAUUUGGGAGGUAAGAAAGAUUUUCUAGGUGAAGAAGAUGAUAUUCAAAAGUUUCCCUAUUUCAAGGCUGUAUUAAAAGAGGUAAUGAGAUUGCAUCUACCAGCACCACUUCUUUCACCAAGAGAAACAAAUGAAGCAUGUAUUAUAGAUGGUUAUGAAAUUCCAGCCAAGACAAUAGUGUAUGUGAAUGCUUGGGCUAUCCAUAGAGACCCUAAAGCUUGGAAAGACCCUGAAGAGUUUUUACCAGAGAGGUUCUUGGAUAAUACUAUAGAUUUUCGAGGGCAAGAUUUUGAGUUAAUUCCAUUUGGUGCUGGUCGUAGAAUUUGCCCUGGGGUAUCUAUGGCAACUGCCACAUUGGAUCUUAUUCUUGCUAAUCUUCUUAACUCGUUUGAUUGGGAUUUGCCAGCAGGAAUGAAAAAAGAAGACAUCGAUACUGAAGUGUUGCCAGGACUUGCUCAGCAUAAAAAGAAUCCCCUCUGUGUUCUGGCCAAGUGCCAAAUCUGACAGUUUGUUACUUUGUUGAACAAAAAUGUAUUAAUAUUGUUUAUACCCUGCCCAUUAGCAUAGGGCAGGUAAAUAACAGCAUGGUGAUGUUUUGUGGAUU